UGACGCUGCAGCUUGAAGCACCCAGCGUUAGCAUACAGGCUAAAUGUGUAAACCCGGUUAAUUGGCACUUUUAAACUUCAUUUUUCACCGCGUUUGCGAUUAUUUCGAUCGUUAAUAUGAGAACACGGAGAAACGACAACACGUCUUGAGUCUACAAACUGUCGUGUCAAGAUUUAAUUAUUUAUUUUUUAUUUCUUUCUGGCGUGGACAUCCCAACUGCCUGGAGGAAACCCAACUGGUGAGCGCGGCUGCUUGGAGGUCCAACAUCAGCCUGUAGUGGGAUGGAUCCUCUGGGUGCUCGCUCCCAGUUCGUGGACAUCCAGACUCUCCCCACGUGGCAGCAGCAGCUGGAUGAGGAUGGCAAGGAGACACCGCUGGACCAGAGCGACAGCCUGCUAAACCAGCAGGCCUUCCCCUCGCCUUUCCCCUACAGACCAAAUAUCAACCGCAAGAUCAUCCUCUUCUGUGGGGACAUCGCCCUGCUGAACUGCACCGCCAUCGUGAACACCAGCAACGAGUCACUGAGCGACAAAAACCCAGUGUCUGACAGCAUCCAUCAGCUGGCUGGGCCCGAGCUGCGAGACGAGCUGCUCAAACUCAAAGGAUGUCGGACAGGAGAGGUGAAGCUGACGAAAGGCUUCAACCUGGCAGCGAGGUUCAUCAUCCACACAGUGGGACCAAAGUACAAAGCCAAAUACAGGACGGCGGCAGAGAGCUCGCUGUACAGCUGCUAUAGGAACACCAUGCAACUGGCUGCAGAGCAGUCGAUGGCAUCUGUUGGCUUCUGUGUGGUGAACACGACCAAAAGAGGUUACCCGCUGGAGGACGCUACACACAUCGCUUUCAGGACGGUGCGCAGGUUCCUGGAGAAUCAUGGAAACUGCCUGGAGACAGUGGUGUUUGCAGUGUCAGAGACAGAAGAGCCGGUGUACAAGAAGUUACUGCCUCUGUACUACCCUCGCUCUGAGGAAGAGGAGAGGGCCUGCCUGCCUCUCAUCCCAGCUGAUAUUGGCAACUCUGAGGGUGAACCUGUCGUCCCGGAGAGACAGAUUCGCAUCACAGAGAAACCAGGAACCCUGGAAGAUGACUCUGAGGAGGAGAGUCUGGAUUUAGAUCUGGGCCAGGUGGGAAAUCACGCUUUUGCCCGGAUGGAGGGUGAUGUGGACAAACAGCGGAAACAGAUCCUGCAGGGCCAGAUGUCAGAGGCGGCCAUCCAGAAACAACACCAGAGAAAUUACAAUCGCUGGCUGUGUCGAGCGAGAGCGGAGGACCUGUCAGACAUUGCUGCACUGAAAGCCUUAUAUCAAACUGGUGUGGACAUGUGUGGCAGGACAGUGAUGGUUUUGGUUGGACGAAACAUUCCAGUGACUCUGAUUGACAUUGAAAAGGCGCUGCUGUAUUUCAUCCACGUGAUGGACCACAUUACAGUGAAGGAAUAUGUAAUGGUUUACUUCCACACGCUGACCGGCGAGCACAACCACCUGGACUCCGACUUCCUCAAGAACCUCUACGACAUCGUCGACACCAAGUUUAAAAAGAAUCUAAAGGCCUUCUACUUUGUACAUCCAACAUUUCGCUCUAAGGUCUCGACGUGGUUCUUCACCACCUUCAGCGUGUCAGGGAUGAAGGACAAGGUUCGCUACCUGGACAACCUUCAGCAGCUCUUCACCUGCAUCAAACCUGAGCAGAUAGACAUCCCUCCGUUUGUCCUGGAGUACGACUCACGGGUGAACGGACCGUACCAUCCCUCCAACUCCUCCGGUCUGUGACAGCAGGCCGAUAGCCCUCCCUGCCAUGGUGACGAGGUGGUGUCAGCCCGUCAAGUGGAAGCCAUUUAUGGACAUCAUGUUGUCCGUGUGGUCUGAGCUCCUGACCUCACUCCUAAGGUUUUGAGCCGUAGUGGGGAAACUCUCCUUUUGUUUAGUCGCUGCCAGAAGGACAAAAUUAACAGUGGCGGCCCACAUUUAGCAGCAUGUGGCCUGGUGAGCGGUCAUUCUCUCUUACCACAGACUAUUUGUGGAACUGGUAAUGGUUUCUGGAUUAUGCCUUACACCAAGAAUUCUUAUUCAGCAGUUUCCUCAAGCAUCCCUAAAUAUGAAGUUUCAUGUCAAGCCCGACAGUUUGCUCAAAGCGUUUUCCAGCGUGUGGUCGUAUCAGACGUCCUCGCCCAAGUCUCAAGAAUUAUUGUCGGACUUUUAAAAUGCUGGAGAAGAUGACGUCUGUCUGGAUUUCCACACCGUCUCAUUCUGUGCCCGACAGACGCUGGACAGCAGACGCUCUGGGUGAAGUAAAGACUCAGUUUCACUCAGGCAGACGCUGGAAAUUCCCACCCGGCAUGUUGUAAUAACCUCUGUGUUCUCCUGCGGUCACAAUCAGAGAAACCUCCUAUCAAUCCAGCUAAGAUAUGUAACAUAAACUUUACAUCACUAAGUUAUGUUUGUCCAUUUUACAAUUUAAAGGAGCAGUUUGACAUUUUGGAAAAUAUGUUUAUUUGCUUUCUUGCCCGGAGUUAAAUGAGACGAUUGAUGCCACUCCUACAUUUCCACGCUAAAUAUUUAAGUACAGCCAAAAGAGUGGUGACUACCUGCACAACGGCAACCUUUUGUCAGACAGUCCGUUCUGAUGAGGGAGCCAUUAACGUAUUAAGUUUGCCAUCUAUGUUUUCGUCAGAGCCCCCAGACCCUAUUGUCAGAAACAGCGAUUUAACAACACUGAAGACAGGAGCUGCUGGUCUACCGCUGCCUCGAUCAGUGAGAUUGUGUGAGUUAAUUGAAUCUGAAUGAACACUUUUAAACACCAAAGACACACAAUAACAAACAAACAGACUAACUGAUCAAGGCAGCAGUAGACCAGCAGCUCCUGUUUUCAGUGUUGUUAAAUCACUGUUUUUCUCAAUGGAGUCUGGCUCUGAAGAGAGCGAUACAACAGUUUCAGAAAUCGGUGUCUGGCGUCAAGGUAGAUCAGUGAAAAUAUUCUAAAUACAGUGUACUUUUCAAAUGAUAGACUGCGGCCCCCGUCCACAACAGUUCAUCGCUUAGCUUUCAUUUGGACUCCAGCUGCUUCACAAAAAUGGGAGCAUGCCAACAGACAUCUGCUGUUUGUAAUACACUGACUAUGGUUAUGUAUAUUUGAACUGUCCCUUUAAAUGCACUGGUAGGCGUAUUUUCUUACCUUUUCAAACAGAGCCAGGCUAACAGGAGCUUAAUGCUUAAUGCACAGAGUGGUAUCCUUAUUUUUAUCUGACUGUUAACAGGAGGGCAACAAAGUAUAUUUCACAAAAUACUAACCUGCUCCUUUAAGGCUUCGGCGUGGAUUUAGGUGACGUGUUGAAACUGUUAACAUGACGAUAACAUAUCUGCAUCACAAAACUCUUGUUAUUUCCCACCUCAGCUGAACUCCACUGGCUUUUCUGUCAAAUUCUCCGCACAGGCAGUUUGUGUUUUCCUCACUUUGUGGUGUCUCUGGAAAGCAACAGGUGCAUAAUUACGCGUCUCUACCAGCUGUUCUCGUCACUAACCCUGUUAAAAGUAGCACUGAAACAAAUAUUAAAUUACAUGAAAAGUAGUAUGCAACAAUUUUUACAACUGAUUGAUCAUUCGCUGGUUUCAGUUUGAGAAUUUGCUGCUUGUUUGUUUUAUACUGGAUACCGUUUGGUGUUGGACUUGGGGCAUAAUCUAUGAUGUCACCUGGGCCUUUGAAACGUUCACUAUUUCUUGACACUUUAUAGAUUAAACAAUAAAUUUAUUGGAUGAAAAAAACAAUGUUUAAUCAGCCUACUUGUCGAGCCGAAGGUCCUUCCUGUCAGCGGUACUCCACUUGUAGGUCAGGAGAAGAUUUAUAGACUCGAGGCCUUUGCACACUGAGUCCGUUUUUUUGUCUGAAAUUGUCGAACAUCUAAAAAUAAAUACGACUGUCUCACGUUUGCACACUGAGUCCGAAACUUUCAUCCAUCAUUAAGAUUUUCGGAAAGGUUUGAUUUUCUGCUUUUCUCACAUCCGUCAGAGCCUUUAGAGACGUUUGACCAAGAAUCAGUGAAGAAAAUAUGGUGAUGGGACACAAUAAGUACAUAACUCAGCUCAUGUUCAACAGGCCAUAUAGUAAUAUUCAGGUGGAUGAUGAUGAUGAAGAGGAGGAGGAGGCUGUUGACUGCACACAGAAUGUGGAGGACAGCUCCACCCCUUCAUGCAGCUGCGGUGCCAAAUGGAAGACAGGGAGGGAGUGGUGACAGCCAGAUAGGUAACUCCAGUGGAGAGAGGCAAAGGAGGAAAUGUGUCUUUUCAUUUUGUCACGUUCUGCGAAUUUUCACAACGAAUAGAAAAAUAAAACACAUCUGAAUCAGUGUGCAAGGUUUCUGUGCGUAAUGACACAAUAUUCUUCCACUUAACUGAUGUAUUUGCUUCUACGUUGCCCUGUAAUGUUAAAUUUUGUCUCGUCAAAUGCCAUCAAGUUUUCGGCUGCUCUGCUUCCUCUGAUAUUCUCUCUGGUUGACGAGAAGGUGUCAUUUUGUUUGAAGGGUACAUAAGCCGUUCUCACCCCUGCAGGAUGACGGAAAGUAGAAACAGCUGAUUUUAUUCUCUCCUUGCUAAUGGAGCUUACUCAUUAGUUUGUGCCCGUUUGUUGAAAUGUUUAUUUGCACGGUUAGCGCUUCUUUACUUGGUGUUUCCACAACACACAAGUCGUUUGAUUUCACUUGGACUACCUGAUUGGACAGUUUACCUCCUCAGGGUAACUGCAAAUCUUUGAAAACAUUCCUAACCUUUCAGUCGUGAUGUAGCAAACCUGAUCUGUCCGGUAGCCCCUGAGCUAACACUAUCAUUAUAAGUGUACACUCUGUUUGACCUUGGUAUGUCAGUGUUUGGAGGGAUUUCACAUGCAUGCAGUUGUGCACUCACCCGGUCCUAUAAACGUCUCCACACAACAUCUGGAAUCUGCACAUCUUUAAAUCAUUUCAGCUCCACUGGCAGGCCUCGCUCUGCUCUUCAUGGUAAAGCUCGUGUCCUUAAAUGUUCUGUACUCUGACACAGAAGCAUGUCGGCACAUCAUGAGAUCAUCAUCCCAGAGUUCAGCCUGAAACUCAUUUCAUUGUAACUUACAUGUUGUUGGGAGAUGUGCGGUGUCCCUUGCUUGAGGACAUUUCAUUUGUUUGCUGUACUCUGAUUUAAAUUAAACAAUCAAUCACCCUGUAACGAAAACAAAAAGUCAAAAGUGAAGUAGAGUUUAACAACUUUAAUCAGCUGUUCGUCUUUAAAUCUUGUUUUUAGGCUGAGAUGAUUCAAGUAGAGUCACUGGAAACUAGUGACUUUCUUCACCUCAGGCUUUAACGAAAAUAAGGAUUUAAAGACUGAAUGUGACAGUGAGUUGUUAAAAAUGUCAUGAAUACAGAUCUGGAGUGUUUUCAGUCAUCUCCAUUAUGAAGAAACAACCAGAAAAUUGGCCUCUGAUAAGAUAAACUUCAUCUUCAGAACUGUGAUUAUGUCAGAAUGUAUAUAAAUGAUGAGCCAAACUUUGACUUCCUGUAAAUGUAUAUUAUCUUUCUUUUCUUUUUAAUGAUUUCAAACGUGAAGAGCAGGGUUCACUGUCCACGACUUCUGAGAUUUACAGUACUGUUUUUGUUUUUAUAUAUACAAACUGAUUAAAAUGAUUUUCCUCUGUAAAA
This is a messenger RNA of Epinephelus fuscoguttatus (brown-marbled grouper), 5656 nucleotides long. It is a transcript of the gene gdap2, whose product is annotated as ganglioside induced differentiation associated protein 2. The record is from RefSeq and is a predicted model, not a curated record. Bases 282 to 1769 code for a protein of 495 amino acids. The transcript has 14 exons. Lineage: Eukaryota; Metazoa; Chordata; Actinopteri; Perciformes; Serranidae.